Messenger RNA from Hipposideros armiger (great roundleaf bat), 1728 nucleotides. RefSeq names its product sorting nexin 15 (gene SNX15). The transcript is spliced from 5 exons. Lineage: Eukaryota; Metazoa; Chordata; Mammalia; Chiroptera; Hipposideridae. Gene Ontology annotation, molecular function: phosphatidylinositol binding. The record is from RefSeq and is a predicted model, not a curated record. Bases 704 to 1336 code for a protein of 210 amino acids.
GAACUACCUCCAAACAAAGAUCUGGUGCAAUGGUACAGGAAGAAGUGGGGUGAAUGCGAGGCAGACCCACAAAGGAGAAAAGAAAUAUCCACUGCAGUAGAUUCUAUUACAACUAUCCUCAUUCUAGAGAUGAGAAACUGAGGCUCAAAUAGUUAUGGGAAAGUCAUACAACUAGUGAGAAUUGUGAUUUCAGAACCUGUGACACCAUCGUGUUUCUCCAAGAUUUUUUUGCUCCCCCCUUCCCCAGCCUUCCAGAAAACAUGCAUUAGCGAAUCCUGUGGAGGGAGACAGGGAAAUAAUUUGGCUAAAUCUGGCACAUAUUGGACACAAUAAAAAUUGGGUGAAUGGAUGGAAAAAAGGGAUUGGAAAGCAGAGGAGAAGACGUUUGGAUAUCUGUUAUGAGGGUCUCUGCUCGGAUGGGUGGGCUUGAUGGCUCGGCAGACAUGAGUGAUCCAACCUCCCUAAUCCUUACUUUCAAAUCACCUAGUUUACGCUUCACCAACGACCGAGAACUUUUUAGACGAUCCCUUAGCCGCGCUCCAGGGCCGAGAACUGCAUUGUCACUUGUGACCAGCUCCCUGGGCCCGAGUCUGAAGGGCGCAGGCCCAGGCGAGGCAGCGACUGGCGGCGGCUGACCCUGAGGGGCGGGGGCAGCGUGGAGGAGGCGGAGGUGGGCCGUCAGCUCUGCUCCAGCUGUGUUGCAAUGUCCCGCCAGGUGAAGGAUGACUUCUUGCGGCACUACACAGUCUCCGACCCCCGGACCCACCCCAAGGGCUAUACCGAGUACAAAGUGACCGCGCAGUUCAUCUCAAAGAGGGACCCAGAGGAUGUCAAAGAGGUGGUGGUCUGGAAGCGGUACAGCGACUUCCGCAAGCUGCAUGGAGACCUGGCCUACACCCACCGCAACCUCUUCCGCCGCCUGGAGGAGUUCCCUGCUUUCCCCCGGGCCCAAGUCUUUGAUCUGAUUGCAGAAGGUGCAGGCCCCAGUCCUACCCACAUAGGUGAGCUGGCAGCAAUGGAGGCAGAGGCAGAGAAGCUGGACCAGGAACCCUGGGAGCCAGGAGGACAGGAGGAGGAAGAAGAUGAGGAAGGAGGGUCUGCCCCUGCCUAUCUGAGCCAAGCCACAGAGCUCAUCACCCAGGCCCUACGGGACGAGAAGGCAGGCGCCUACCCUGCAGCUCUGCAGGGCUAUCGGGAUGGUGUUCACAUCCUGCUUCAAGGAGUUCCUGGUGACCCAUCAGCUGCCCGCCGGGAGGGUGUGAAGAAGAAGGCGGCCGAGUAUCUAAAGCGGGCAGAGGAAAUACUGCACCUACACCUGUCCCAGCUCCCACCCUGAGAGGGAGGGAGUGGACGCUUCCCCAGGACUCAAGCUCCAGCACUGCCAGCCACCCCCAUCUCCUCUCCCUGGGGGCUGGCCGUAUCUUCUGCUCUUGUAACUCCAGGGGCCAUUUCUGUAUGUAACUGGACCAAGAAUGAGAUAAAUAAUGACUUCUCAGCUCCCUGACCACACCUGUCAGCAUGGACCAGGGACUCACACUUCUGAUCCUACCUGUCUCUAUCUUGAUGUGUGAGCAGCAGCUCUGUCACUAAACUAUCUGUUUACCUAUCUAGAACCGGGGUCUGCAAACUACAGCCCGCAACCAAAUCCGGCCCCCUACUUUUUUGUGUAAGACCCAUGAGCUAGAAUGGUUUUUACAUUUUUUUAAAUAGUUGAAAAAAAUCAAAAGA